This is a messenger RNA of Rotaria sp. Silwood2, 1986 nucleotides long. Lineage: Eukaryota; Metazoa; Rotifera; Eurotatoria; Philodinida; Philodinidae. The record is from the annotation of a GenBank genome assembly.
AUGGAAAACGAUUUUAUUGAAGAACCUGUGUUAGUUGAUGAUGACGAAGAAGAACAAUCACUUAGUCAUACAAAGAAACAUAAACAUGAUAAAUUAAUUGAUUCAAUUGUUCAUUUAGAUGGUAAAAAACGAAAAGUAACAAUUCGUAAAGAACCAAUUAGUACUCCUAAUAAUCUUAUUGCAUCAACACAAACAUCAACAUCAUCAAAAAAGAUUAAAAGUCAUCAAUUAUUAUCGAGUUUGAAAAAGACUUCAUCAUUACAAAUUCAAACAUUAAAAAAACAAUUAGCAAAAGUUAAUAAACAUCAAGCUGUACUUCAACAACCAUUACAAAAACCACAAGCAGAAAAAGCUGAACGUAUAGCUGCUUAUAAUCAAGAAAAGAAAUCACUUACUAAAUGGGAUCCUGUUGUCGAAAAAAAUCGAACUGCAGAAACAUUAAAUUUUCCACUUCAAAAUGGUGGUGUUCAAUUUCAAACAACACAAGAAUUUGUUGGAAAAUUUCAAACAUUAAGUUCAUUAGAAAAAGAUAUAGCAGCUAUAUUACAAUCAAGUAAUAAUAAUAUUCAACCGAAUUCAUUACUUACACAAGCUGAAAAGAAAAUUAUUAGUAAAAUGGACUUACUUGAAGCUAAACAAAAAUUGAAUGAAUUAAAAAAAAUGCGUGCUCUUAUUUCAUAUCAACAAGCAAAGUUUAAACGUGUACGAAAAAUUAAGAGUAAAAAAUUUCGUCGUCUAGUUCGAAAAGAUCGUCAAAAACAAGAAGAAAAAAAUUUAGAAAAAUUAUCUGUUGAACAUCCUGAUCAAUUUCUUGAACGAUUAGAACAACUUGAGCGACAUCGUAUCGAAGAACGUUCAACACUACGACAUAAAAAUUCAACAAAAUGGGCCAAAGAAAAACGAUUAUUAUCAAAAUUUAAUACAAAAGUACGAGAAGAUGUUGAAGAACAAUUAAAACUUGGUAAACAAUUAAGUACAAAACAAGCUCAAGCUGAAAGUGAUGACAAUGAUGAUGAUGAAGAGGAUGAACCAUCAUCAUCAAAACCAACAGUAGAAGUACAAAAAAAGAAAUCAACAGAAAUUCCUUUAAUUCUCGCUCCAUCUCAAAUCGAAUCUGAAGCUAAUCCAUGGCUAACAACAACACAUAGUCCAGUUUUACCAUCAUCUGAAUAUUCAAAACCAAGUGAAGUUCGAAAUGAAGAUACUUCAUCGUCAGAUAGUGACGAAGAAGAAGAAGAAAAAGAAAAUCAAACUGAUCAAACUCAAAAUGAAUCAUCUGAGAAUAAUACAAGUUAUGGUAUAACAAUUCCUAAAUCUGCAGAACAUCUUAAUAUGCCAGAUAGUACGAAACGUAUUGAAAUUGAACCAAAACAAACUGAACAACAUCAAAUGAAUAUUCAAGAAGCAUUUGCCGAUGAUGAUGUUCUUGCUGAAUUCAACAAAGAAAAAACAGAAAUUAUCGAUCGCGAUCGUCCAAAACCAAUUGAUUUAUCAUUACCUGGUUGGGGUGAAUGGGCUGGAUCGGGUGUACCAGUUAAUAAACGAAAAAAGCGAAAAUUUUUAAUUCAGCCAAAACCUGCACCACCUCGACGAGAUGUUCAUCUUCAACAUGUAAUAAUUAAUGAAAAAGCUGAUCAGAAAAUAUCUGAACAUCGUGUUAGUGAUUUACCAUUUCCAUUUGCUGAUGUUGAACAAUUUGAAUCAUUAAUGCAACAACCAUUGGGCCGUGAAUGGAAUCCUGAAACAGCAUUUCGUCGUUUAAAUCAACCUAAAAUACGUUCACGUAUUGGUGUACGUAUUGAACCAUUAAAUAAACAAGAUGUUUUUCUUAAACGUCAUCAUUCAAAACAAGAUAAUUCAUCACUUGACUUUAAUUUAUCAAAUGAUGAUCAAGAAAAAUCAUCAUCAAUUAUUGAACAGGAUUCAUUAUUCGAUAAUGAUCAAAGUCAAAAGAAAAAAUUUAAAAGAAAAAGAAAACAAAAUUAA